AUGCCACCCGCCGCUAGUCCGACCCCCCCCCGACAAACCACCACCCCCCGCCCGAUGCCAGAGGUGGAGAUCCCUGCGCCCAAGAUUUGCCAGCCCUCCACCCUACACUCCCACUGCCUAACUGUGCAUCCCAAGCGAGGCCCUAAGGUGUUUGGCCGCCGCGACAGUGUGGCCUGCAAGAUAAUUAUAUGUCUGUAUGAGGAUGGCUCACAGACUCACACAGAGGUCUACGGCUGCAGGCCACUGAGCUGCACCAUGACUCACUCCAACACCAGUGUCCUGACAGGGAACUCCAGCGGAGCUUUAGAUGGAUAUGACUCUGGGGGAAACAUCUACAAACCCUUCUCCGUCUUCAGUGUUCUCACACUCACUCUGCUGGCGAUGCUGGCAGUGGCCACCUUUGUUUGGAACCUGCUGGUGCUGCUGACCAUCCUGAGGGUGCGGACGUUCCACAGAGUGCCUCACAACCUGGUGGCCUCCAUGGCCAUCUCUGAUGUGAUGGUGGCCGCUCUGGUCAUGCCGUUGAGCCUGGUGCAUGAGCUGAAUGGGCGGCUGUGGAAGCUGGGCCGUGUGCUCUGUCAGGUGUGGAUCUCCUUUGAUGUGCUGUGCUGCACGGCCAGCAUUUGGAAUGUGACUGCGAUAGCACUGGACCGAUACUGGUCCAUCACCAGACACCUGCAGUACACGCUGAAGACACGGAAGAAAAUCUCCAACAUAAUGAUCGCACUGACGUGGCUGCUGUCCUCCAUCAUCUCCCUGUCACCUCUGUUUGGUUGGGGAGAGACUUAUUCUGAGGGCAUGAAGUGCCAGGUCAGCCAGGAGCCCUCCUACACCAUCUUCUCCACCUUCUCGGCCUUCUACCUGCCGCUGUGUGUGGUGCUCUUCGUCUACUGGAAGAUCUACAAAGCAGCCAAGUUCAGGAUCGGCUCCCGGAAAACCAACAGCAUCACACCGAUGGCCGAGGUGAAAGACGACACGCAGCAGCCGCAGAUGGUGUUCACGGUCCGCCACGCCACCGUGACCUUUCAGACCGACGGCGACACGUGGCGUGAGCAGAAGGAGAAGAAGGCGGCCCUCAUGGUGGGCAUUUUGAUCGGGGUCUUCGUCCUCUGCUGGAUCCCCUUCUUCAUCACGGAGCUGAUCGUGCCGCUGUGCUCCUGUGACAUUCCGCCCAUUUGGAAAAGUAUCUUUCUCUGGCUGGGAUACUCUAACUCCUUCUUCAACCCGCUGAUCUAUACGGCCUUCAACAAGAACUACAACAACGCCCUGAGGAACCUCUUUUCCCGCCAGGGUCGCUGA
Molecule: messenger RNA, 1299 nt
Organism: Knipowitschia caucasica
Lineage: Eukaryota; Metazoa; Chordata; Actinopteri; Gobiiformes; Gobiidae
Source: the annotation of a GenBank genome assembly